Molecule: messenger RNA, 317 nt
Organism: Ectocarpus sp. CCAP 1310/34
Lineage: Eukaryota; Phaeophyceae; Ectocarpales; Ectocarpaceae
Source: the annotation of a GenBank genome assembly
AUGAGGGCUUGGAUGCUGCUGCUACUCUUCGUGCUCCUCGCCUUCGGAGCACACGGCCAGGUCAACGGGCCUACCAACGCCACCCCAGAGGACAAGUGCUGCUCUGCUCUGCUGGUGGAGGGCGAGGCCGCCUCGCUCGAUGCCUCUGGGAAAUACCGCCUACCGACUCCCUGGUGAUGUGCCUAGAGAAAAAUUUCAUGCGGUAGCCCUUGGGUAGACCGUUCACUUUUUUCUGCAUGUAGAGAUGUAGGGCGUCGUGUCUGCCGCGCCCUGUCGAACCAUCCGUCAGUACAUUCUGAUGCAGUCCAUAAUAUGAC